Molecule: messenger RNA, 2434 nt
Organism: Podarcis raffonei (Aeolian wall lizard)
Lineage: Eukaryota; Metazoa; Chordata; Lepidosauria; Squamata; Lacertidae
Gene: ABHD18
Product: abhydrolase domain containing 18
Exons: 14
Coding region: 300-1682 (460 amino acids)
Source: RefSeq, a predicted model, not a curated record
UCCCUCCCUCAUUCACUGUGGCGGGACGGUGAAAGCGAGUUCCGAAGGCUGGCGGAUGAGAGGAGAGGCUGGGAAAGGGGGAGAGGCUGGAGGACGAGGACGAAGAGGAAGGAAACAUCCCGCUCGCCUCUCCCUUCUGCCGCUUCUUCAGUGUGGCGGGUGGGGAGAAUUCAUUUUUUGCCUCCGCGCGGGCAGGACGUGCAGCCUGACGCGUCUCCCUGGGUGGCGGGACAUGGAUAUGAAGAGAGUUGCGGGUAAGAGAAUUCUGGACUGACAAGGUUGACAGAUGUGUUUUGCUAAUGGGUGUGAGUAAACUAGAUGUCUUAUACAGGCGCCUACUUCUCACUAAGCUUUUUAUUCAAGGAUGGGGAAGACCAGAAGACUUGAAAAGAAUAUUUGCAUUCAGAAAGAUUAUUGGAAACAGAGAAAAAUGUCAAAAUCUGGUUUCAAGAGACUAUCCAGUGCACAUCAACAAGGUUGAAGAACAAUCAGACUGUAAGAUCCUUGAUGGACAGUUCAUUUCCCCCUUGGCUCAUUAUGUACCAGAUAUCAUGCCACCAGAAUCCAUCACAGCAAGGUUUCAGUUUUUAGUACCCAAGCUAUGGAACAGCAAAUACAGACCAGUGUGCAUUCAUUUAGCAGGCACUGGCGACCAUUACUUUUGGAGACGACGCACGUUAAUGGCCCGUCCAAUGAUCAAAGAGGCCUGCAUGGCUUCACUGUUGUUAGAAAACCCUUAUUAUGGAUGCAGAAAACCCAAGGAUCAGUUAAGAUCAUGUCUGAAAAAUGUCUCUGACCUGUUUGUCAUGGGAGGAGCUCUUGUGCUAGAAUCAGCUGUUCUUCUGCACUGGUUAGAAAGAGAAGGCUAUGGACCCCUUGGGAUGACAGGAAUAUCCAUGGGAGGACAUAUGGCAUCAUUAGCAGUGUCAAACUGGCCUAAACCGUUGCCACUAGUUCCUUGUCUCUCCUGGUCUACAGCCUCUGGUGUUUUUACUACGGGUGUACUGAGCAAGGCAGUGAACUGGAGACAGCUUGAGAAACAGUAUUAUUCAGAGAGUGUUUAUGAAGAAGAGAUCAUUCAAAUGCUUGAAUAUUGUGGAACAGAUUCAUUCAAGAUGGGACAAGACUUUGUUAAAAAUUCUCCUGGCAGUGUGGACAGUUUAAGCAAUCUGGAUCUGCAUUCCGGUAUGCUGAACCUGGAUACCAGAAGCAAAGCUCUAUCUUCGGAAGCUGGUCACUGCAGUAGCAGAACUCCUCUAAGUGCCUCAGCGGAAGGACUGUUAGUGCAAGAGGCGUCAAAAAUGCAGUGCAUAAACCAGACGUUUUCAACCAGCAGCAGUAGCAAUAAGGAUUUUACCAGUAAUCAGAAGCAUCUGAUAAGUGGAAAAAGGGACAGUUUACAAAGAGAAUCUUUAAGAUUCAUGAAAGGGGUGAUGGACGAAUGUACUCAUGUAGCUAAUUUUUCAGUUCCAGUUGAUCCAACACUAAUCAUAGUAGUUCAAGCCAAGGAGGAUGCUUAUAUUCCAAGAACUGGUGUACGUAGCCUUCAAGAAAUAUGGCCCGGAUGUGAAAUCAGAUACUUGGAAGGAGGUCAUGUUAGUGCAUACCUCUUCAAACAAGGAUUGUUCAGACAAGCUAUAUAUGAUGCCUUUGAACGCUUUCUCCAGAAAUACGCUGUAUAGCUCUGUCCUUUGGAGCCGCUCUAUAUAGACUUGUUCUGAGCUCUUUUUUACAUGGAUCCUCAUGUUGACUUCAUGUGGAGAACAAGUCAGACAUAAGUUCAGUUAAGUCACCAACUGGACGGUAAAUUGAACUUGGCGUUAUAUCAGAAUGAAAUCAACCAAUUUCAAACUUGCACCAGUCAUGCCAAUGACAAUUUUAGCACAAUUUCUUAAUACAGGUAAUGUCUGUCUAAAGAAUAGGCUGAUUUUUAAGACUAUUGUUAUUUCGAGAGUACACUCAUCCUUUGAAGAGAGACCAAUACAGGCUGCUUAAAUUUGGUUUAUGUAAAUUUUAGCAUAAGUUUCACACCCCAGGUUGUGACUAGGACUAGGAAUUCAAAAGUUAUUUCAGGGAGACCAACUAGACUCUCAAUAAUGAGCUCAACUUGAAAAGUUUAUUCAUAAUAAAAAUUAUUAAGAUGGCCUAUGCAGACUCUGGGGAGUAGGCAGCUACAAACCCCCACAAUCUUCAGUGUUCCCUGGCUCUAUUUCAACUUCAGUUGGAAGAACAAAGUUUGCACAUUACUUUCCUGCACCUCAUAAUUGCUUCUUUAAAACUAUUUGUCCACCUUUAAUCAUUCAAAGCAGCAUGCUAGGUGUGCUCUUAAUUUAAAAUGGAGGGAGGAGGUGCUUACUUCUGUUGAGGAAUCAUAAAAUGUUAAUUGACUGAAUUGUUAUACCUGAAAUGAAAAUAAAGUGUGAAUCCUUCUGUA